AUGAGUGGAUCUUUAGAGGAGGCAGUAACUCCCGCCAAGAUAGCCGGACCUCCAUCUCCAGUACCCAGCUGUGUGUCUCUAAAGAGUGAUAUGUCCUUUCCUGAUAGACCAGAUCCCAGCAGGGAACUCCCAUCUGGAGUAAAUCUUCAAUCAUGUAUUUUGGUUUUCGCACACAGAUUCCAGCAGAACCACAAAUCCUACCUGCAGAAGAAGUUUCAGUGUCUGAUUGAGGGAAUCACACAGCAGGGAGAAACCAGACUCCUCCAUGAGAUCUACACAGAUAUAUACAUCACAGAGGGGGGAGGAGGGGAGGUCAAUGAUGAACAUAAUGUCAGACAGAUAGAGAGGGUAUCCUGGAGAGAAGCAUUAACAUGCAGUCCAAUCAAAUGCAGUGACAUUUUUAAACCCUUAUCUGGACAAGACAACCCCCUCAGAAAAGUGCUGACAAAGGGAGUGGCUGGAAUCGGAAAAACAGUCUCUGUCCAGAAGUUCAUUCUGGACUGGGCUGAAGGAAAAGCCAAUCAGGAUGUCCACUUCAUAUUUCCUCUUCCUUUCCGGGAGCUGAACCUGAUGAAGGAGAAAAAACUCAGCCUGGUAGAUCUUAUUCAGCACUUUUUCCCGGACAUCAAAGAUCCAAGAGUCUUCACCAGUUCAGAGCACAAAGUCGUGUUCAUCUUUGAUGGUCUGGAUGAGUGUCGACUUCCUCUAGAUUUCUGCUCCAGCCCGAGCUGUUGUGAUGUGACAGAGCCAGCCUCAGUGGAUGUGCUGCUGACAAACCUCAUCAAGGGGGAUCUGCUUCCCUCUGCUCUCCUCUGGAUCACCACCCAACCAACAGCAGCAAAUCAGAUCCCUCCUAAGUAUGUGAACCAGGUGACAGAAAUAAGGGGAUUCAACGACACACAGAAAAAUGAGUAUUUCAAGAAGAAAAUCUUUGAUGAAAACCUGGCAAAAAGAACUAUCACACACAUGAAUUCAUCCAGGAGCCUCUACAUCAUGUGCCACAUUCCUGUCUUUUGCUGGAUUUCAGCCACUGUUGUAGAGAAAACAUCAAAAGAACCAGAGGGUGUAGAAAUGCCAAGAACAAUGACUCAAAUGUACACACACUUCCUUAUCAUUCAGACAAGCACAGAAAAUGUCAAGUACACAGAGAGAAAAGAGACAGCCGAAGAGGUGAUUCUUAAACUGGGGAAACUGGCUUUCCAACAGCUGGAGAAAAGCAAUCUGAUCUUCUAUGAGGAAGACCUGAGAGAGUGUGGCAUUGACAUCACAGAAGCAUCAGUAUACUCAGGAGUAUGUCAGAGAAUCAGAGAGGAGUCUGGGCUGUACCAGGGAAAGGUGUUCAGCUUUGUGCAUCUCAGCAUCCAGGAAUUUCUUGCAGCUCUGUAUGUGUUCCUUUGCUUCAGCAAGAGAAGAAGCAACAUGCCUGACCAACAUCAAACCUCUCAGUUGUCUGCUCUGUUCAGAGCUCCAACACUGCUUGACCUACACAAGACUGCAGUGGACCUGGCUUUGGAGAGUGAGAAUGGACACCUGGACAUUUUCCUUCGGUUCCUUCUGGGCCUCUCACUGGAAUCUAAUCAGAAUCUCUUAAAACACCUACUGCCACAGAGCAGUAGCCAAUCAGAUAGAUCAGAGCAAAUAGUCCAGUAUGUCAAACAGAAGAUCAGAGAUCAGAGGAGUUUAGACAGAAGGAUCAACCUGCUCUACUGUCUGAAUGAGCUGAAUCACCAUGCUGUAGUGGAGGACAUUAAUAGGAGCUCAGGGACCCUGCAUGUAGACUUGCUCUUACCAGGAGAGAGGAAGAUUGUGAGAUUUGAGUUUAAGAUGCCAAAAACACAGCUGGCUGAGUUUGACCUGCAGAAGUACAUAAAGACACCAGCGAAAGAUCAGAUUGAUCUUCUCAGUCCAGAUGAAGUUCUUCAGAAGCUGCUGUCAGUGGUUACAACAUGCACAUCCGCUAUACUUGCUGAAUGCAAACUCUCAAAGAAGUCCUGUGAAAUUGUGGCUACUGUUCUACAGUCACCAAACUCCCUGAUAGAGCUGGACCUGAGUCACAAUGACGUGGGAGAUACUGGAGUUCAGCUUGUCUCCAAGGGACUGUCUAGUCCCCGCUGUAAACUGCACACAUUAAGAUUUGCUGGCUGUAAACUCACAGAUCAGUCCUGUGAGAUUGUGACUUCAGUUCUACAAUCAGUAAACUCAGCUCAGCUGCAACAGCUGGAUUUGAGUCACAAUGACCUGGGGGAUUCUGGAGUUCAGCUUCUCUCUAAGGGACUGUCUAGUCCCUACUGCAAUCUGCAGACAUUAAGAUUUGCUGGCUGUAAACUCACAUAUCAGUCCUGUGAGAUUGUGACUUUAGUUCUACAGUCAACAAACUUAGCUCAGCUGCGACACCUGGACCUGAGUCACAAUGACCUGGGAGAUUCUGGAGUUCAGCUUCUCUCUAUGGGACUGUCCAGCCCCCACUGCAAACUGCAGAUAUUAAGACUUUCUGAAUGCACACUAUCAGAGAAGUCCUGUGGAAUUGUGGCUACUGUUCUACAGUCACCAAACUCCCUGAUAGAGUUGGACCUGAGUCACAAUGACCUCAGAGAUUCUGGAGUACAGCUUAUUUCUACAGGACUGUAUAGUUCCCACUGUAAACUGCAGGCAUUAAGAUUUGCUGGCUGUAAACUCUCAGAGAAGUCCUGUGGAAUUGUGGCUACUGUUCUACAGUCACCAAACUCCCUGAUAGAGCUGGACCUGAGUCAUAAUGAUCUGGGAGAUUCUGGAGUUCAGCUUCUCUCUAAGGGACUGUCUAGUCCCCACUGUAAACUGCACACAUUAAGACUUGCUGAAUGCAAACUCUUAGAGAAGUACUGUGGAAUUGUGGCUACUGUUCUACAGUCACCAAACUCCAUGAUAGAGCUGGACCUGAGUCACAAUUACCUUGGAGAUUCUGGAGUUCAGCUUCUCUCUAAGGGACUGUCAAGUCCCCACUGCAAACUGCAGACAUUACGAGUGAUGCUUGCUGACUGUAAGCUCACAGAUAAAUUGUGCAAGAUUGUGACUUCAGUUCUACAGUCACCAAACUCCCUGCUACUACUGGACUUGAGUGGCAAUGACCUGGGUGAUUCUGGAACUCAGCUUCUCUCUGAGGGACUGUCCAGUUCCAACUGCAUACUGCAGACAUUAAGGCUUGCUGACUGUAAACUCGCAGAAAAAUCAUGUGAGAUUGUGGCUUCAAUUCUACAAUUACCAAACUCCCUGCUACAGCUGGACUUGAGUGGCAAUGAACUGGGGGAUUCUGGUGUUCAGCUUCUCUCUAAGGGACUAUCUAGUUCUAACUGCAAAAUACACACAUUAAGGCUCUCUGAUUGUCUCAUCUUAGAAAAGGGUUGUGGUUUUCUGGCUUCAGCUCUGAGAUCAAACCCCUUCCAUCUAAAAGAGAUGGAUCUGAGCUACAAUCAUCCUGGAGAAUCAGGACUGGAGCUGUUAUCUGGUAGACUGGAGGAUCCUGUCUGUAAACUGGAGUUACUUAAAACUGACGAUGCUUCUGUAAGCAGAACACGACCAUGUUUGCUGAAAUAUGCCUGUGAGCUCACAGUGGAUCCAAACACAGCAGGGAGAAAUCUCUCUCUCUCUGACGGGAACAGAAAGGUGACACGUGCGAGUGAGAAGCAACUGUAUCCUGACCACCCAGAGAGAUUUGACUGGAAGUAUCAGGUGCUGUGUAGAGAGGGUCUGUCUGGACGCUGCUACUGGGAGGCUGAGUGGAGUGGAGAUGCAGCUCGUAUAGCUGUGGCCUAUAAAAGCAUCAAGAGGAAAGGGGAGGCUGAUGACAUCAUAAUGGGACUUAACGCAAAGUCCUGGAGUCUACGUUGCUCUCCUGACAGUUACUCUGCCUGGCACAAUAAUAAACGCACUGUCAUACCUUCCCCCUCCUCCCGCUCCAGAAGAGUAGGAGUAUACCUGGACUGGCCAGAUGGUACUCUGUCCUUCUACAGCGUCUCCUCUGAUACACUCACCCACCUGCACACAUUUCACUCCACAUUCACUGAGCCACUUUGUCCAGGGUUUUGGGUUUGGUCAUCAGUGUCCCUGUGCCAGAUUUUACAUUUGCGUCAUUCCGUAUCAAAUCGGAAAAGGUGGUUACUGCACAGAUUUUAUUCAAACCUCAAGAAUUUUAUUACCACCUUUGAAAAUACUUCAGUUUUACAGCCCAAAGAUAAAAUAGUCUGGUAAGCAAUGUUUGCUCAUUAAUAUUAUGAAAAGUGUUAUUCAUAGGCAGCCUAAACUUUGAGGAUGGAGGACAAACAUGUUCUCAGUAUGAC
Alosa alosa (allis shad) is the source of this 4313-nucleotide messenger RNA. Its product is annotated as NACHT, LRR and PYD domains-containing protein 3-like. The coding region runs from base 1 to 4224 and encodes 1407 amino acids. Lineage: Eukaryota; Metazoa; Chordata; Actinopteri; Clupeiformes; Clupeidae. The record is from RefSeq and is a predicted model, not a curated record. Gene Ontology annotation, molecular function: protein binding. The transcript has 14 exons.